AUGGAUUAUCACAAAAUAUUAAAUAUAUUAGUCACCAAAACAGACGAAUUAAAAGACAUUGACGAAAAACUAACUCACAUCCUGACAAAGGUCUCAGAGCUUCUGCCAGAAAACAUAAAGCUCGACCUAGCCGUUGAAAAGCAAAAAUCCUUGGACCAUUCCCCACGUCGUGAGUAUUUGUCAACAAUUUUGUGCAUUCUCCGAACCCUGAACACCGAAGUUCUGUCAAAAAGCAAGACCUACAUGAGCGUACGCGAGUACCGAGGCGUCAAGGCAGCGAUCGAGAUGUCAAUAUCCUUAGGAAUCCUCCCUUGUCUUCUCCCAGGCAUCGGAGUCGGCCUCACUAAAUUAUCCCGCAACGCUCCAAAACUCCCUCCAGAAUCUUUGACAUCUUGUCAGAAAUACGAACGUCUGGACCUGACGACCCGAACUUUAACUUGCUGCUACGAAGAAAUAUCCCUACGCCCAGCAAUCCUCGCUCACCUGGGCCCGGUGGUCGGCGCGCUGUGCCAGCUGGCGUUCGCACCGCUGGUGAAGCCUUCGGAGGACAACUCAUCGCUGAUGACUAAAGAGCAAUACUCAAAAUUCUCCGCAGACCAGGGAGAGUUUAAAGUACUUCUGAAGAACCUCAUCGACAACUGCCCGACUUCCCUCAUGAUGAAGGAGCUCAUGGUGCUCUCAGGCCUGGAGAAAGCCCCCAACUGGCUGAAAAAGACCACCAGGCUCUUCUUGAUAGACUUGAUCCAGCUUCCGAAUGGGGUUAUGUCCCUUAUCAACGCCACUUGCGAAAACUUUGACCUGGGACUUCAUUGGCAGAAACUGGACACCAUUUCUAGGUUGGUAGUAAAUUCUUCAACUGACCCCAAGUACUUUGACUCGAUCUGCAAGCAAUUUCUGAGAAUUCUAGCUUCUAAAAAUAUAAAACACGCAGCUGUAAUCGCCAAUGCGUUAAUUUCAACGCUGCACGAAGUUCAUCCUGAGAUUUGCGCCGAGAAGAUAAUAAAAGUACUCAUCUCAACUUUGUCUGUAACGAAAGAAGAUCUGAAAGAUAAAACUGACCUUGAGGUUGUUAAAACAGAGAGUCAAGUUGAAGAGUGUAUUGAAAAUUUGGUUAAAUGCUUCGUGCCUCAAUCUAAAUGCAAGUAUUUACCCGUUGAACUAAUCAAAAGUAUCUCACUGCCUCUUUUUUACUUACAUGUUGAAAUUCACACGAGUCCAUUGCUUCUUAAAUCCAAAGUUCGCCAAUUAUUAGUCCAGCUGCUAAAAGACGAGACUUUGACAGAAGAUUUAUUUAAAUUGUUUCUUCACAGUGGAGAACCGUCGCUGUUUUAUAGACUAGGGUCCAAUGGAGGUGUUGAAAUUGUCAGUAAAAAAAAUAAGGAACUAAAAUUAGAGGAAAAAGCUGAAAAAAUUGGAGAUAGUCUGCUAGAUUUGGUGAGACCAGAUGAAGAGUUGUCAACAAUCCUGCUUAAUUAUCUGCUAAACUGGCUGACCAACCAGACCAAUCAGGCUUCUAAGAGGAACGAUUAUUUGAGAAACGAGGAAGACCUGAUAGAUGACAUCUGCAAGCAGCUGAUCGCCGAGAAGCUGCUGAUAAGCCUCGCGAGUGUCCAGGGGGUACAACGCGGCUUGGUGAAGGCACCUUUGCCGUUGUUGAAUUUUGUUAAAGCCCUGUUCACAGAUUCUAGCAACUAUGAGUUAAUUUAUGCGAGCUUAAUGUUGGUUAAAGUUAUUUUAGACGAAAGACCGGAAGACUGGAGCCCGUUUGAGGAACUGGUGAGCUUCCUCCAGAAGAAAAAGGAUCAAUUUUCGGGAUCGGGGCUCGAGGAAUUGAUUGGAGAGCUUUCCAAGCUCGUGAGAUUGAGAGGAAAGGCGCCGAGGUUCCAGGACUUGAAUGUUAAUAAAAAAGAGAAUUUUGAUAAAGCGCUUCAGGAUCUCGCAGAUCCGUUGUUGCCGGUCCGGGCGCACGGGUUGAUGACCCUGACCAAGUUGAUUGAGACUUCCGAUCCUCAAGCGAUGGACAGGAAGGACUUGGUGCUCUGUUUGUUCAGGAAGAAUCUUGAAGACGAAGAUUCGUUUGUCUACUUGACCGCUAUUAAUGGAUUGUGUGCGAUGGCCAUGAAAUUUCCGAGAGACGUGGUUGAAAUUUUGGUCCAGGAGUUCGUAGACAUGGCAGGUCGUGAUAUCGCGGCGGAAAAUCGAGCGAAGUUGGGAGAAAUAUUGGUCAAGACUACGAAAGGGCUCGGAGACAUGGCGCCGGCGUAUAAAAAUAUCCUGAUCAAUGGGUUCCUCUGCGGGGUCAGGGACAAAGAUAGCAUGGUUCGCGCGUCCAGCCUUUCGUGUCUCGGGGAACUUUGCAGAGUGCUUGGAUUCAAGCUGGGACACGCAGUCACGGAAGUGCUCUAUUGCGUGGGGAAGAUCAUUGAAACAGACAGGGAGCAAGAGUGCAGGAGAGCUGGGGUCUUGGUUAUCAAUUUACUGAUUCGCGGACUUGGCAAGGAUGUACUCACGGACCUCGGCUCCGAUUUACUCCCGGUUUACAGAGCGCUUAAGUUUCUGAGGGAUAAUGAUAAUGAUCAAGUGCUUCGGCUUCAUGCCCAAUUAGCGCUUGAGGAACUUGAUGAUAUUGUUAGGGAGUUUUUGUACGCUAAACCUUUGCUGCAAAAAAAUAUUUAUUUGAUUUCUUAGAUUUAGAAAUUUUUAUGGUACUGCAAGUAUGUUUAUUAA
Cotesia congregata is the source of this 2727-nucleotide messenger RNA. Lineage: Eukaryota; Metazoa; Arthropoda; Insecta; Hymenoptera; Braconidae. The record is from the annotation of a GenBank genome assembly.